This is a messenger RNA of Alternaria hordeiaustralica, 4293 nucleotides long. RefSeq lists its product as uncharacterized. Bases 1 to 4293 code for a protein of 1430 amino acids. Gene Ontology annotation, molecular function: ATP hydrolysis activity; ATP binding. The record is from RefSeq and is a predicted model, not a curated record. Gene Ontology annotation, biological process: protein import into peroxisome matrix. Gene Ontology annotation, cellular component: cytosol; peroxisomal membrane. The transcript is spliced from 3 exons. NCBI's taxonomy places the organism in Eukaryota, Fungi, Ascomycota, Dothideomycetes, Pleosporales, Pleosporaceae.
AUGGACGCGCAGAAUGGAGUCGCCAACCCACGGAAAAGAAGACGGAGAAGACGUCUUGACCGCCCUCCUAUUUCGGCGCGACUACUGCUCGACGACCGCGUGAAGGGUGAGGUCGGAGUGCUGUCGGAGGAUCUCUUCAAUGAUCUGUUCCCUGGAGCGAGAAGCAAGAGCGCUGCCAAUGGAGAUACGCCAGACUCGGAUCGCAUCCAACACGUCGCAAUCACCCCGUGGCUGCCGACCUCCAUCGCCGCUUCCCAGAACAAUCCCUGGACCAUCCUGCCAGUGCGACCAGCCGACAAGACGGAAACCGGCACAGCGCGCCCGCACUCGUCACUCCAGAUCCCCACGUCGUCUCUCGCACUGCAGUCUUUCUCCCAACUCCUCCAAAAUGUCGCCCCGAACAAGACACAGAGACGGGAUACGCCCAUCGAGGUGCGCAUAUACGAUGUUGUGCCGGUCGGGCUUGAUACAGUCUACGUCAAUCUGGACACGGAAGCGCUGCGGAAGCUAGAUGAGGUGCAUGCGAAGUUCGGCGGAGGCUUCAUUGCUCAGAUGAAUGGCUCGUCACGAGCUCCGAAAAGCCGCUAUGUGGAAGCGAACGGAACAAAAGGCAAGGCGGUGGAUCUCGCCGCGCAAGAGGAGGCCUGGCGACAGGCCGUACGCGAAGCCCUACAACUACCUACCGUCCUUCAUACUGGCGACCUGCUUCCUCUGAAGCUUCCCGCCCAUCCCAUCACCCAUGUCCCACCUCCACCAGCCAAGAUCAGCGCCUCCGAGCCCGUGUCGCAAGGUCUCUUGCUACCGAGCACGAGGAUCGUGAUACUGCAAUCGCAUCGAAGCAGCUCUAAGCAGCCCGUUAUCAUGCCUCCGGUGAAACAGCCUCCUACGACCAACGGAUUUGGCGACGAUGAUGAGGCUGACGACACCUCGAACGACACCUUCUACUCGGCCGCAGAGGACAACUCGCGCAAUGUCUCCCCACCCGACGGGGAAUCUACAGACAACUUCGAUUCAGAGCUCUCGGAGAGCGAUGCGGGAGACCUGUCCGACGAGUCCGACGACAUCAUAUCGCUGAACGCGCCUAUGCUCCCGCCUCAGUCAUCCGGUGCACUUUCAAUCUUUUCCUCCGCGACCCCACGACCCGGAAACUUCGGACGCCCUAAUGGCAUCGCAACGCCAGGGUCGGUAUACUCCAAUUUCACAGCUACGACAGCCCGUGGUGGUCCGGCGAAUAAGAGCAAGGUCUUCAAAGCCCAGGGCCUUCUCCAGCGUGUCCCAGAUGACCUUAUCCACCCGAAGCCGGGAAGCGAGGAUGACGAGGAAGCGCGCGUAUUUGUCGACAUCAACACAUUGGUCAAAGUCGGUUGCUUCUCGGGCGACUGGGUUAAGCUUGGGGGCACCGAAGCCCCUUCAUCACAUCCGCUCUGGGGCUUAGGUGCAUUUGGCGGAGUAGACGAGGAAGAUAAUACGAAUUGGCGCCCCGUCAGGGUCUUUGGCCUGCCAGAAAACAUGUCCAAGAAGGUUGCGAGAUAUCCGGUACAAAAGAUGGCAGAUACCGAUCGAAGGAGUAGUUUCUCGGGCUUCUCACAACCAAUCUCGUCGUUGCAUGCCUAUCUCUCGCCAAUUCUUCUCGCAAACCUAGGCAGUCCUUCUCACCUCCGCAUCACUCCGCUAGCCCCCAGUCAGUCUUCUCAUCUUCCUAGGAGCGCCAUUCAGAAGCCACGUCUGAGCAGCUCUUCUUUGCCUCCGUCUGCCAAAGAGGUCACCCUUAUGAAAGUGUCAACGCCUCUGUCGUCAGAUCGUCUACUUCAACCCAGUCUCUUCGCGGCAUUGAAAGACCACUUUGAGCAAAAGAGGAGAAUUGUAAAGAGUGGUGAUCUGAUAGGCGUAUCAAUCGACGAAUCGCUUGGUCGGGCGGUAUUCCAAACCGCGACAGAAGAAGACGCUGGCAACGAGGAGCUGCUGGCCAGAGCCAAACCAACAGCUAGCGAUGAAAGCACCAGCGUCAGCAGCCGCAAUCCAAAGGUCGUAUCCUGGUUCAAGAUUGGCAAUGUAUCGAGUUCUACCCAUGCAUCUCACGACGGCGAAGAAGCCGACAUAUGGGGUGGUGCUGUCACAGUAGAUGCUGCCAGCACCAAAAUGGAGAUGAACGGCAGCGAGCAGGGCAAGACUCCAGCUCCCAUCAACAAUGCCUGGCAAUACUAUCUUGGUGCCAAACGAGCCCCUGUUUCGAGCUCGCAGAAGACGAUGUCACUAGACGAGCUGCCCAAGCCCUACAUUUCAUCACUUCGCAGACGGUUGCGAGAACUCAUGUCUGUGGCUACCAGUCCGCGAGCCAUCCACCUGGGCCUGCCACCUAUCGCAGUCUUGAUCACCUCGACUCAACGUGGCAUCGGAAAGUCUACCCUCGCUACGAAAGCUUGCGAAGAUCUCGGCCUGCACACUUUUGCGAUUGAUGCCUUUGAUAUCAUCACCGAAGGUGGUGCUGGAGGUGGCGAUGUCAAAACUGAAGGUUUCUUGAAAGCUAGGGCAGAACGAGGAUUGACAUGUGGUGCUGAGUUCACAGCAUUGCUUGUCAAGCACGUCGACGCACUCAACGCCGAUCGCAUGAACACCGCGCUGAAAGAGAUAUUGGCCGACUCUCGCGUGCUAAUUGCAACUACAACCGAGAUCGACAAGGUACCGGAAGGCAUCCGAGGACUCUUCACCCACGAGAUUGAGAUGACAGCACCCGAUGAAGGCGAACGAGAAGGCAUUCUAAGAAGUAUCGUUGAUGAUGCCGGUAUUAGACUAUCCCCUGAGGUAGACCUUGGAAAUGUCGCUGUCAAGACUGCCGCUCUUGUAGCUGGCGACCUCGUAGAUGUUGUCGAUCGAGCUUUAGUCGCAAAGCAGCAACGUCUCGAAGCACUCGCCGCAUCCUCUACAAAAUCGCUCUCAUCGUCCGAGACAAUCACCACACGCGACAUUGAACUAGCAGGAGGGCACUUCAGCAACAGUCUCACGAAAGCUGAUCUGGAUACCGCAGUAGAUGCAGCGCGCAAGAACUUCGCAGAUGCAAUUGGAGCACCCAAGAUCCCCAACGUCGGAUGGUCAGAUGUCGGUGGUCUCACGCACGUGAAAGACGCAGUCAUGGAGACUAUCCAACUUCCAUUGUCACGUCCCGAGCUAUUCGCCAAGGGCAUGAAGAAGCGCAGUGGUAUCUUGUUCUACGGUCCACCCGGAACAGGAAAGACGCUGCUUGCAAAGGCCAUCGCUACAGAGUUCUCCCUCAAUUUCUUCAGUGUCAAGGGACCUGAGCUACUCAACAUGUACAUUGGUGAAUCCGAAGCCAAUGUACGUCGUGUCUUCCAACGCGCCCGCGAUGCCCGUCCUUGUGUUGUUUUCUUCGACGAAUUGGACUCUGUUGCACCCAAGCGUGGUAACCAAGGUGACAGCGGUGGCGUUAUGGACCGUAUUGUCAGUCAACUGCUUGCCGAGCUGGACGGUAUGAGUGAUGGAGGAGAAGGUGUUUUCGUCAUUGGAGCAACUAACAGACCCGAUCUACUCGACCAAGCCUUACUGCGUCCCGGUCGCUUCGAUAAGAUGCUGUACCUGGGUGUUUCCGAUACCCACGAGAAGCAGCAGACCAUCUUGGAAGCUCUGACAAGAAAAUUCACACUCCACCCCUCCCUCUCCCUCCAACGCGUAUCCCAAGGCCUCCCCUUCACCUACACAGGAGCAGACAUGUACGCCCUCUGCUCCGACGCCAUGCUUAAAGCCAUCACCCGCUCUGCCAAGAUCGUCGACGAAAAAGUCGCUGCUCACAACGCCACCCAUUCCCCUCCCAUCACCAUUGCGUAUUUCUUCGACCAUCUCGCCACGGAAGAAGAUACCGCUGUCAUGGUCACAGAAGAAGACUUCAUGGAAGCCCACAAGGAACUCGUCCCUAGUGUUAGUGCCGAUGAACUCCGGCAUUACGAUAGGGUCAGGAAACAGUUUGAAGGCGCGGGCAAGAAGGAGGACAAGAAGGAGAAUGGGGCUGCGCCGGCUGUUCAGCCGGUGACUAGCGCGAAGGGGAAGGGUAAGGCGAAGGCGCCGAUCGAUGAGGUUGAGGAUAUGGUUGUCAGGACGGAGAAUUUGGAGGUUAAUGGGUUUGGCAAUGGGGAUGCGAAUGGGUCGGUUGGAGGUAGAGGGAGUGGGAGUGGGAGUGGGAAGGGGAAGGCGCCGGCGAAUCAUACGCCGGGGAAGAGUAGUGUUGAUAUCGCUGAAGGGGGCUUUGGCGAUGCGACCAUGGACGAUGAUUUGUACUCUUAG